GAGGGAUACUUAAUUUUUUCAGGCCGUGAGUAUUUGUCUAUGUAAACUGUUAUAUCUUGGGCGACAUAUAGAAGACGAGCUCGACAUUCCUAGGCACCGAUAGACUGCCCAUGUAAUGUUGUUUAUGCUGGUUUCUUAUAAACCAUAGACAUUCAGAGAGACAGAGGCUUGCCGUUGUCUUGGUGGCCUGGUAUUGUGGGACUAAAGUGAACCCGCGCAAAACAUUAUCUUUUCGUUGCUUGGUAAACAGUAUUGCUCAUUUGCAAUCUUCGAAGGCACGGGAGAAUCGGCAUCAAUCUCAGUACACCAUUAGGCAUUGUGGGUCGUCGUACUCUGGGUAUAGGUGAAUUCAUAAGGUUGGGUUUCUGGUCAAGGUGUUGGUCACGAAGUGGAAGCCUAAGGGGUACAAAAAUUACGGUAAAUGAAAAGGAAACCGCCUUAUACGCCGUCACAAAAAGAGUGUCUUAAAUGCCAAACUGGCAUCUGGCUGGAAUGUGAUUUAGGAAAAAUGUUUACCUUAUCAUAAAAGCCAUGUCAGAUGAGUAUCUAUUCUGUCAAAUUCACAGUGGAACAUCUGAUUUUUAUAAAGUAUUUUCCCGAAGUUCAAAAGUACAGGCCUUAUAUGUAGCUGUAGGUACUUGAUGUUUUCAUUAUAAUGACAGGAGUCGGUAAUCUCUUACCCUUCAAGAAAGCUUAUGCUGUCCUGAUGAAGCCUUUUUGUAAAAUCAGUUUCACUGGUUUUAGUAUUUGCUGAAGUUUUGCUCAGGUGGAAACAUUUCAUACAAUGAUACGAAGAGCUGUGUGAUGUUCCUAGAAUAUAAUUCUCCUCAUACAUCUAUGAUUCAAUUUGAAGUUUUCGGUGAGCUGCUACAAUUUGCACAGGAUCCAAAUUCUAAGCAUUUGGGGACAACAGUCUGGGAUGCAUCGAUGGUAUUUGUCAAGUUUCUGGAGAAGAAUUGUAGAAAAGGACAGUUCAGUCCUUCAAAGAUGAGAGGGAAACGCGUAAUUGAGCUGGGGGCUGGUUGUGGUCUGGCAGGAUUUGGCAUGGCACUACUAGGGUGUGAUGUGGUGGCUACUGAUCAGACAGAAGUGUUGCCACUGCUGAUGAGGAAUGUGGAAAGAAAUGCAAUGAGAAUCAAGCAAGCAAAUUCUGAAAACCCCUAUUCAGUAUCAUUUGGAUCAAUACAAGUUGCAGAAUUGGAUUGGGGAAACGAACUACAUAUAGCAGCUGCUGAUCCUCCUUUUGAUUACAUCAUAGCCACUGAUGUUGUGUAUGCUGAACGCCUCCUGGAACCACUUCUGAAAACUAUUCUGUCUUUGUCUGGGCCCAGGACAACCAUAUUGUUAGGAUAUGAACUUCGCUCUACUAUUGUUCAUGAAAAGAUGAAUGAGCUCUGGAAGGCAAAUUUUGAUGUAAAACGAGUACCAAAAAUGAAGAUGGAUCCCAAGUACCAGCAUUCUAAUAUUGAACUUUUUACAAUGCAAAUUAAGAACGAAAUGGCUUGUAUAUCAACUGUUGCUAAAUCUGGCGAGAGUGUGGCACCUCAGUUAUGCUCUGAAAUUCAGAAUUCCUCGAUAGAGUUUUCAAGUGGCAACUCACAAGAAACACAGGUGCAUGCUUUGUCUUCGAAGGAUGUGGGCUUUAGUUCUAAUGCCUCUUUACAAUUGAAUGAAGAUGAUUAUACAGAAAUAUUGGAUGAUAGUGAUCAUGACCAACUAGCAGAUGAAACUGGAAGAGCCAACUCUAAUUUGUCUGAUGGUGAUUUGAUCUCCAAUUUGAAGAGCUGUGAUACCUGGCAGCUAAGAAGAUAUGGGUCCCUUGCUGCACGCCUUCUUCAGAAUGUUCAAACCCCCUGAUUAUUGGAAAUGGAUGAAAUUCAAUCACAGCAAAUUUGUUGUUAAAAAACAACAAAUUUAUAUGAAGGUAAAUUUUAACAAGAUGUGAUCUUAUGCUGUAGAAGUCCUGUAGAACAAAUCUUUGUGAUACUAUAUUUGUUAGCCAGUGAUAAUUCUGAAAAUCAAUAGCCGUGAAGCAACUUUGAUUACAGAGACACAUCUUAUUGUAAAAGUGAGGUAAUUCAGAAGAAAUGUUUAAAUUGAGGAUACAUGAAAUGGUGGUUCCCAUAUGCUGAGAUUAUAGACCCAAAAUGUUAAAUGAGUUUUUCCAAGAUGCGAAACAGGUUAUCUUGGAGCAUUGUAGCAGAUUGGUAGGCCACUACUUGAAAUUAUUGGGCGUUUAGGUUUGACAAUUUUUAAUUGCACUUUAUUGGGCUUUGACAUUUUCAGGUUCUCUAUGGUGCUUGGAUUGAUAGAAUGAAAUACCAAUAAGUAGAGAACCUAGAUUUUAUAAUCAUGGUGCAUGCAAGGGGUGUACUCUAAUGUGUACGAACACAGUCACCAAUUUUUUUAGAAUUUAAAUUAUUUGUGUAAUAAGAUGAUCGAGAUUUUUAAUGAUUUCUUUGCCCAAUUAUGAUGGUAUUUACAUUUCGUUUUA
Messenger RNA from Cryptomeria japonica (Japanese cedar), 2494 nucleotides. RefSeq lists its product as uncharacterized. The coding region runs from base 805 to 1857 and encodes 350 amino acids. The transcript has 12 exons. The record is from RefSeq and is a predicted model, not a curated record. Lineage: Eukaryota; Viridiplantae; Streptophyta; Pinopsida; Cupressales; Cupressaceae.